Rhizophagus irregularis DAOM 181602=DAOM 197198 is the source of this 1780-nucleotide messenger RNA. RefSeq lists its product as uncharacterized. The record is from RefSeq and is a predicted model, not a curated record. Lineage: Eukaryota; Fungi; Glomeromycota; Glomeromycetes; Glomerales; Glomeraceae.
AAUAAUAAAAUAAAAUAAUUUAAAAUCAAAAAUCAAAACAAAUAAAACAGUAAAAAAUAUGGCAGCUACACUUCCAGAACUUUGUCUACAUUUGAUAUUUAAAGAAUUAGAAAAAGAUUGGAAAGCACGGUAUACUUGCAUUCUAAUCAAUCGUCAUUGGUGUAUUUCAGCAAUUCCUGAGUUGUGGAAAGAUCCCUUUUCCUUUUGUUUUGAGUCUGGACAAAAAGAACGAUAUGUUCAACUUAUGGACUCUUAUAUUAAAUGUUUAUCUCAGGAAUUUCGAGAAUCCGUUGGAUUGGAUUCAACAGUAAAAGCUAUAUUCAAUUAUACAAGUUUUUUACAAAAAUUUUGGCUCAAUGACAUUUUGGCUACAAUAAAAGUUUGGCUUGAUACAAGUAUUUUUUUUGAGGAAAAAGUUAAAGGUUCAGCACUUUUAGAAAAAGAAUUUGAAAGGAAAACUGUACUCAAGAUAUUUAAAGCUUUAUGUGAAAAUUUCAUAAUUAAUUCAACAUAUAUGGAAGGAAUUUAUUUUAAUGAAGAACAAAUUAUGAAUAUUUUUGAAUUAACCCAAGCUGAAGAAAAUUUAUCCAAUAUUACAUGUUUAGAUUGCGUUAUUGUGGGAGAUGAAGUAGGACUUUUACCAACUAUUUUAUUAUCAGCUUCAAAAAUUUUAAUGAAUUUAAAAAAAAUUAUAAUUAUAUGGAUUAAUGAUAUUACUCCAUUGGAUCUUUGUGUAAAAAAUAUGGCACAACUUAUUAAAAAUCAAAAAAGAUUGGAAGAUGUGACGAUAUCAUGCUUAGAUUCUGAUUUCCCUAUUAUUUGGAAAAGUGUUCUAGAACAUUGUAAUGUUCUGACAUGUUUUUGUCUUAAUUUAAUUCAAUUUAAUAAAUCUGAUCCUUUUCCACUUCAUGAAUUGUCCAUAUUUUCAAAUUUACAACAAUUGGAAAUAACUUAUUGUAGUAAUUUUAAAUUUUCAAUCAAUGAUAAUGAUUUAUCAUUAUCUUUUCAAAAAUUGAAUAGAAUUUGCAUUAUAAUGGAUGAGGGAAAGGGAUUUCCACCUGAUUUCAUUAAGGUUUUAUUUAAACAAUCAAAUGAAAAAAUAAAAGAAUUAACAUUAUCUAUUGAUGAAUCAGAAACAAAAGAUAUCCUUUCUUAUUGUCAAGAUUAUUGUACCAAAUUAAUUGAAUUAACUUAUUCAAUUGAUAUUAAUUAUGUUAAUUUAUUUUCAUCUUAUUUAAAUACUUUGAAAUAUCUUGAAAUAUUAUCUUUAAGAUAUUUGGAAUUUAGUGGAGAAGAUUUAUUAAUUUUAAUUGGAGAAAAUUUACCCAAAUCUGUAAUUAAUCUCACAUUUAAUUUUGAAAAUUAUCUUCAAUUUAAUUAUCUAUCAAAACUUUUUAAAAUUUGUAAAGAAAAAGGAAUCAAAUUUAAAGUGUUGGAUUUUUCUAAUUGUUCUUUUUUUAACGAUCAUCAUAUCUGUUUAUUAUUAACUUAUUAUAAUAAUGGACAAUUAGAUAAAUUAUAUUUAGGAAACAAAAAGAAUUUUACAAAGAAAUAUAUCGAUGAUGUUAAAAAGCAUGUGGGAUUUGUUAAAUUUUCUGAAUAUCGUGCAAAGUAUCGGUUACCUGAUAUUGAAUAUAAUGAAUUAUAUUAAUUACAUUUUAUAAGAAUUAGUGUCGUUCAUUUUAUAUAUUAAAUAGUAUUUUUUUUUAAAAAAAAAAAUGGGAAAUGAAGUUCUAAUUCGUAAAUAUUUUUUGUUUCAUUUAAUUUUCGCGCUAUUUUU